AUGUUCAUUGCUUACCAUUUCUACUACUUUAAGUUAAAACUAAAAAUGCAAGUGCCAAAAUGCGAAAUCUGCGAUGAUGACUUCUCAAGUGAGGAGGAUGGAGAUCAUAAUCCGAGAAAUUUGAAAUGUUCCCAUACAUUAUGUGAAGGAUGUAUCAAAAAGUUGCUGAAGAAUGGCAGAGUUGUGUGCCCAUUUUGUCGCGAACCAACGGAAGUACCGGUAUAUAACAUUAAAAGUUUGCAUAAGAACUUUUCAUUGAUUCAAAUGAUUAAAAUUGUGACAAAAACUACUGAGGUCGAAAAAAAUUGGGACAAUUUCCCACCGAAAUGUGUAGAACAUCCGUAUAAUGUUGCUGAGUUUGCUUGCAUUGAAAGCAACUGCUCUUCAAAAAACAAGCUCAUGUGCCAAACUUGUGAGGAAUUCGGAGCUCAUAAGGGUCAUGCAAAAGAAUUGCUGAUAACGAAGACUGAUAAAUUUCGGAAAAAAUUAGAAUUUUGGAUAAAUCAAUUAAAAUUGAACAUUCAAAAUUGCACAGUGAAGAAAAAUGAACUGGAAGAAGCAGUGGUGAAGAGUGAGCAGCUUUUGAAUAUAAAAGUUAAAAAGAUCAAAAAUCAUUUUGAUAAAAUCCGUCAGUCAGUUGAUAAGAAAGAAAAAGGAAUAAUUGAUGAGACAACGGCAGAAGCAACAAGAAUACAAAAAUUUAAUAAUGAAAAGAUAACUUAUUUAAUUGAUUUGCAAGCGAGACAUGUUAAAGAUAUUGAGGCGAUAGAGAAGCAAAAAAAUAUGACUGAUAUUGAUUUAUACAACACCGGAAUUGAUCUACCUUGUUUUUUUGGGCAUUUGAAUAUUGAAGUGUUUCGGCCAGCUGACACAAAGGAAAUGGAUAUCAAACUGCCUAAUUUUAAAUUUGAAGAUGGAAGUUAA
Caenorhabditis elegans is the source of this 924-nucleotide messenger RNA. RefSeq names its product E3 ubiquitin-protein ligase trim-21 (gene trim-21). The record is from RefSeq and is marked reviewed. Bases 1 to 924 code for a protein of 307 amino acids. The transcript has 7 exons. Gene Ontology annotation, biological process: protein ubiquitination. Lineage: Eukaryota; Metazoa; Nematoda; Chromadorea; Rhabditida; Rhabditidae. Gene Ontology annotation, molecular function: ubiquitin protein ligase activity; zinc ion binding. Gene Ontology annotation, cellular component: cytoplasm.